UCCACACGUGUAAUGGAUAGGGAAUCUUUGGAGCAAUUGGCUAAAUUGAAUGCCGAACAUCACCUUACGUGCCUUUAAGCUUUUUUAUAUAUUUUUUUUCUUAAUUUUUGGAACGUUAACUGGUGAUUUCGUACUGAUGAGCGCGGGUGCCAGUCAAUCACGUGUGUAAAACCAAAAGGAUGGGGAGGAUUGCGGAGAGUGGAUUUUUGUUACAUUUUGUCUUAGUAUUUGUUCAAGGAGCGCAAGUCUACCGGUAUGGCAACUCCAACAGCCUUCAGCCAUAUAUGCCCAAUGUUUGCAUGGAGCAGGAGAUGAUGCUGGUUGCUCAGAGGCAGCCAUGCGUGCAGGCUUUUACACGCAUGGUCAAAGUGUGGAAGCAAGGCUGCGUGGGACAGUCUUGGUGCAUGGGAUAUGAGAGGAGGACAGCGUACUACACGGCGUACAGACAAGUGUACCGGCAGGAUUAUAACACUGUCUAUAAGUGUUGCUCUGGAUGGUCUCAGCUUAAUGGAGAAGCCGGGUGCCUUUAUCCUGUGUGUAGCUACGGUGUGUGCUUCAAUGGGGGCCAGUGUCGAGAGGGAUCCACCCAGCUCUGUGACUGUCCAGCAGGGUUCAACGGGCCCAGCUGCCAGUAUGAUGUGAACGAAUGCGAGGAGACCAACGGCGGAUGUGAAGCUCAGUGCUGCAACACCAUUGGAAGUUUCUACUGCCGCUGUCCUGCUGGCCUCAAACUAAGCCAAGAUGGCAAAACAUGUCAAGAUAUUGAUGAAUGUCAGGUCCACAAUGGCGGCUGCCAGCACAGAUGUGUUAACACCAGAGGCUCCUACUACUGCGAAUGCCAGAUAGGAUCCCGCUUACAUGUCGAUGGUCGCACCUGCCUUCCUGUCCACUCAUGUGCCCUCAGCAACGGCGGCUGCGAACACUACUGCAUCCAGCAGUCUGCCGCUCAUUUCCAGUGUCGCUGCAAAACCAAUUACAAGCUGACAGAAGAUGGCAAACAUUGUACAUUGCACAACCCCUGCGCCGAAAAAAACGGAGGCUGCAUGCAUCAGUGUCAUGCCGAUGGAGGCAAUGCACACUGCGACUGCCGGCCAGGCUUCAUCCUGGCCAAAGACGGGCGAACGUGUGAAGAUAUUGAUGAGUGUAAGACAGAAGAAGCAAAUUGCGCUCAUGGUUGCCACAACACACAUGGUUCCUUCACCUGCGUCUGUAAUGCCGCAUACGAGCUGGGAUCAGACGGCAAAACGUGUUAUAGAAUUGAGAUGGAGAUUGUGAACAGCUGCGAGAAUAGCAACGGUGGAUGCUCGCACCAUUGCCAGCAUUCCAACAGCGGCCCCGUUUGCACCUGUAACCAAGGUUACCGCCUCCAUGAAGACCUUAAAACAUGCAUUGAUGUGGAUGAAUGUGGUGAGCGGAGUUCCUGCUGCCAGCAAAACUGCGCCAACUAUCCUGGAGGUUAUGAGUGCUACUGCUCAGCAGGCUACCGCCUCAGCUCAGACGGAUGCAGCUGUGAUGACAUCAACGAGUGUCUGUCAGCUAAUGGUGGAUGUGAUCAUACAUGUCAAAACACCGGUGGCUCCUACCAGUGUUUCUGCCGCCGAGGCUUUCGUCUAGACGAGGAUCGCAUCUCCUGCAUCCUUCUGGACAACGCAGUGGAGGCCCUGUACAGCGGGGGCGCCGCCGAGCUGCCUCUGAUUCGUCCCCAACUCACCUUGCUGCAUGACUAUAGCCAACCUCUGGAGCGCUUUGAUGACUAUGAAGAUGACGAAGGCGAGCUGAGGGCAGAGAGUAAUCUUGCCGAGAAAUUUGUGUGUUUGGACGACACUUUUGGCAACGACUGCAGUCUUACGUGUGAUGACUGUUUUAACGGAGGCAAGUGUAAUGUCUUGAAGAAUGGCUGUGAUUGCCCUGAUGGAUGGAUGGGAAUAAUCUGCAACCAAACGUGUCCAGAAGGCUACUUUGGGCAAAACUGCUCCUUCCCCUGUAAGUGUCAGAAUGGCGCCAGCUGUGAUCCAGUCACCGGGAGCUGUCGCUGUCCACCGGGCGUCACUGGGGACCUGUGCCAGGACGGCUGUCCGAAAGGCCUCUAUGGCAAACAGUGUCACAAAAAGUGUAAUUGUGCCAAUAACGGGCGAUGUCAUCGCACAUAUGGAGCCUGCCUGUGUGACCCCGGACUCUACGGACGCUUCUGCCACCUCUCUUGUCCAAAGUGGACAUUUGGUGCCGGCUGCUCUGAGGAGUGUCAGUGCAUCCAACACAACACUUUGGAGUGUCACCGUCGUUACGGCACGUGUGUGUGCAAACCCGGUUACAAAGGCAACACAUGCAAAGAAGAGUGCAGCCCAGGGACGUAUGGCAGCGGCUGUGAAAAGAAAUGCGUGUGCCCGACUGGGGUGUCAUGUGACCACGUGACCGGGGCGUGCCAUCGAAAGUGCCCACCGGGUCGUCAUGGUGACGGCUGCAAACAAGACUGCCCCGAAGGAAGUUUCGGACCUGGCUGCGUGCAUCCUUGUAACUGCACCGGUGCUCCAUGUGACAAAGUGACGGGACUGUGCAGGUGUCCCGCUGGCACUUCUGGGAAGCGCUGUGAAAACGUGUGCCCGGACGGUUUUUGGGGUGUCGGUUGCUCAGAAAGCUGCCCGGUUUGUAAGAAUGGAGGCAUGUGCAAUAAACACAACGGCUCGUGUAUUUGUGCCCCUGGCUUCACAGGAACACUCUGCGGCAAUUUAUGCCCAAGCGGCCAUUUUGGUCAAGGUUGCCGGAUGAGAUGCGUAUGUGAGAACAACGCUCAUUGUGAUGCAGUGAGUGGGCGGUGCACCUGUGCACCAGGCUGGACCGGCCAUAACUGCAGGAAAGCAUGCGAUACCGGUCACUGGGGCAAAGACUGCGCGGAGAGCUGUGACUGUCAAAAUGGAGACGGUAGCUGUGACGCAGUGACUGGGCAGUGCAAGUGUGAGGCCGGUUACACUGGGACUCAGUGCCAUGAGAAGUGCCCAGCAGGAAUGUUUGGUCUCGGGUGUCGUCACCGGUGUCAGUGUGAUAAUCAGGCGUUGUGCGACCACGAGAGUGGCGCUUGCACUUGCCAGGUGGGAUGGACCGGAACCUUUUGUGAAAAGCCGUGUCCUCAGGGCUUCUUUGGAUUGGACUGUCAUAAGAAGUGCGCAUGUCAUAAUGGUGCCCGCUGCGAUGCAGUCAACGGGCUUUGUUCGUGUCCCAGUGGCUGGAUCGGAAAGUUCUGCAACCAAACGUGCCCAAGUGGUUUCUACGGUGAAGGCUGUAACCGGACCUGCAGUUGCCGUAACGACGGCAUCUGUCACCCAGCCAGUGGGCUGUGCACAUGCAGGCCGGGCUGGAGUGGACCCAACUGCGCAGAAGAAUGCCCGGCGGGUUUCUACGGCGCUGACUGCCAGCAUCGCUGCUUGUGUCAGAAUGGAGCUGCGUGUGAUAAAAGCAGUGGAAAGUGUUCCUGUUUCAGUGGCUGGACCGGAACCGCUUGUGAACUGGAGUGUGUGGCGGGACGCUUUGGCGCCGACUGCCAGCAUGAGUGCAAGUGUGAGAACGGGGGCCGCUGUGACGCACAGACGGGACGCUGCAGCUGCGCUGGCGGAUGGACGGGAGAGCGCUGCCACAAAGCAUGUGAGCCGGGCACAUUUGGACGUGAGUGCAAGGACAGGUGUCGGUGUGCGCAUGGGGCGUCGUGCCACCACGUUACAGGCGACUGUCAAUGUCCACCCGGGUGGAGAGGAAAACACUGUGAUAAAGCCUGUCUACCAGGUUCUUUCGGGCCUGGCUGCCUGCAACGCUGUGGCUGUUCUCCUGGUACAUCCUGCCACCACGUCUCAGGAGAGUGCAGCUGCCCGGCAGGCCUCACAGGCAACGGCUGCGAGCAAACCUGCCAUCCUGGAACCUUUGGUCCAAACUGCAAUGAGGUUUGCCAAUGCUCACAAACUAACCAACUCUGCCACCCGGUGUCUGGAUUUUGCUACUGUGCUCCGGGUUUCCAUGGGCUGAAAUGUAACCGAACAUGUGAAGCUGGUCAUUAUGGUCCGGAUUGUGAGCGGGAGUGCGAUUGCCAAAACGGCGGCGUGUGCAUGCCGUCCACCGGCGCCUGCAAAUGUCCCGCAGGAUAUAUCGGUGCUCGCUGCAACACAUCUUGUCCCAAUGGUCGCUAUGGAGUGGAGUGCUCUCAGGUGGCCAACUGUGGAGACGGUGCAAAGAACGACCCAGUGACUGGUCGUUGCGUGUGCCCGCCUGGACGGAGAGGAAGUCACUGUGCACAGGAUUGUCCUUCAGGCUGGUUUGGGUCGGACUGUAAGCGUCCUUGCAACUGCAGUAACGGCGCCGCCUGCCACCCGGCAACCGGCAAUUGCACGUGUGGGCUAGGUUGGACUGGACAAAGCUGCGAUACUGAAUGCCCAACGGGUACAUUUGGCGCCAACUGCCAAUUGACGUGCGCGUGCCAAAAUAACGGCAAGUGCGACAGAGUGAGCGGCGCCUGUCACUGCGCUCCGGGAUACUACGGGCACGUGUGUCAACAUGUAUGUCCGGAUGGUCUAUACGGUGUACAAUGUCAAUUGCGGUGCGAUUGCGAGGCGGGAGCUACGUGCCAGCCGGUGUCUGGUCAGUGCAUUUGUCCCGCCGGACGUCAUGGCGCUCGCUGCCAUAAAGUGUGCGAACAGGGCACGUACGGUCGCGACUGCGCAAAAGCGUGCGACUGUGACGGCGAUGCACCAUGCGAUCCCGUCACAGGAGGAUGUCUCUGUGCUGCAGGGAGGACCGGAGAGAGAUGUGACCUCGAGUGCCGAGGUGAUCGCUUCGGACCCGACUGUACUCAGAGCUGCGAAUGUCAACACGACGCUCGCUGCGACCCACGCAACGGCCGCUGUAGCUGCACGCACAUGUGGAUCGGGUUCUCUUGCCAUGAAGGGGGACCUCCACACUUGGCCCCUGGGAAGAGUCUGGAAAGUUCAACACAUGAAAACGCCUUAUAAUGUUCCCAUUCAGUGGAACACAACGAAGGGGACGUUCGUUUCGCUUGAAAACUGCAUGGAAGAAAUCGGCGUGGAGAGACUCAGAUGCGAUUGCACUCCGGCACAUGAGCUUUUUUUUUUCCUGCUCUUUGGUAUUUUGUGGUUAAUAUUUUGUCCUUGAAAUACCUUUUUUUCAAUUACUGUGUAUUGUUUUUUAUUUAAUUGAAACAUGCUGGAAUGUUUUCAUUUACUAUGCAACUUUUCACCUCGGUCAACAAAUCAUGAAUUGGCGGUUUUUCUUACAAUUUUAUGUUAUUUUGCAGUUGUAUUUUUAAAGUUCUAAUUUGUUCAAAUAUUGUUUAUAAUACAGCAAUAUUGGGGCUGUGUCAAGAAAAAAAUAUGAACAAAAACAUACUGAAACAAAAUAUCAUUAAAAAUUAUUUUUAAAGAAAAUAAUAUACAGCAAAAAAGUUUGUAAGAUGGCAAUAAUACAUUUUCCCCUUUUCCUCACAAAAAUGGACUGGAACUGUUUUUCAGUGCAAAAAGAAUGACAUCACAGGAGUUAAAUAUUUUUGGUAUUGAAGUCAUUUUUUCUACAUAAGGUUACAAGAAUAAAUUAGUUUAUGUGCAAAAAAAUCUGAAUAAAGAUGUAUUUUUUUAAACAAAGUAUUACUCUGAGAAGAUGAAUUAUUUGGGGGUGAAAGGUACUAAAUGUUAUCGUUUCAGGGAA
Messenger RNA from Corythoichthys intestinalis (scribbled pipefish), 5700 nucleotides. RefSeq names its product multiple EGF-like-domains 6b (gene megf6b). Bases 180 to 4991 code for a protein of 1603 amino acids. The transcript is spliced from 38 exons. NCBI's taxonomy places the organism in Eukaryota, Metazoa, Chordata, Actinopteri, Syngnathiformes, Syngnathidae. The record is from RefSeq and is a predicted model, not a curated record. Gene Ontology annotation, molecular function: calcium ion binding; scavenger receptor activity; protein binding.